AUGUCGAGCAAAAAGGCUAAGGGAAAGACCACGAAGAAGCGCCCUCAGCGCGCCACCUCCAAUGUCUUCGCCAUGUUUGACCAGUCUCAGAUUCAGGAAUUCAAGGAGGCCUUCAACAUGAUCGACCAGAACCGUGAUGGUUUUGUUGACAAAGAGGAUCUUCAUGAUAUGCUUGCCUCACUCGGGAAAAAUCCUACUGAUGAAUACCUGGAGGCCAUGAUGAAUGAAGCUCCUGGACCCAUUAACUUCACAAUGUUCCUCACAAUGUUUGGAGAGAAGCUCAAUGGCACAGACCCUGAGGAUGUGAUCAGAAAUGCCUUUGCUUGCUUUGAUGAGGAGGGGACAGGUUUCAUCCAGGAAGAUUACCUCAGAGAGCUGCUCACAACAAUGGGUGACCGGUUUACAGAUGAGGAGGUGGAUGAGCUUUUCAGGGAGGCCCCCAUCGACAAGAAGAGUAACUUCAACUAUGUGGAGUUCACACGCAUCCUAAAGCACGGUGCCAAGGAUAAGGACGAUUAAAGAGCUAAACCAUCAUCUUCCUCUCCACCCUCUUCCUCUUCCAUCAGCUAGAUGCCAGUGCUGCAUGUCUCGACUCUCCAGUAUGAACCCCAUUUAAAACAAACCAAAGCAAUAAAUAUCCACUGUUUGCUGUGAACCUCCAGUAAUGCCAGAUUUACACAUCUAUAAUGAAGAAAAAAAUAUAAAGUUGUCAAAUGUUGGGUUUUUUUCUGUCAUGUGAAGAUGUGGAGUGGCAGCACAUUGGGAGCUCUAAGGGAUAAGUCUUUGGAAUUCAUAUGAUCGGGCUUAGCUGACUUUUUACAUUUUAUAAUAUAAACUUUUUAAAUAAAGCCCUCUAUCAAGUUGUACUUUGCCGACUGUUUCCCUUGCAUAAAAGACAACUGAAACUAG
Sphaeramia orbicularis (orbiculate cardinalfish) is the source of this 909-nucleotide messenger RNA. Its product is annotated as myosin regulatory light chain 2, smooth muscle minor isoform. The transcript is spliced from 3 exons. Gene Ontology annotation, molecular function: calcium ion binding. NCBI's taxonomy places the organism in Eukaryota, Metazoa, Chordata, Actinopteri, Kurtiformes, Apogonidae. The record is from RefSeq and is a predicted model, not a curated record. The coding region runs from base 1 to 519 and encodes 172 amino acids.